CCACUCCCAUCUUAACACGCUAAAUAAGCAGCGACCUUCGAGAAUGACUGCAGCGAUCAAAUUUUUCAAUUUUUCCUCAGGAUAGUAAGGUAAGAAUAUGCCUGAACAUGGACUUUGAUUCCUUCUUUUCGAUUUCGAUAGUCCACAGCACAAUCUGCAGCCUGCAUUAUUCUGCGUAUUCACUGCUGUUCUGGAAAGAACAGAUGUUGUCAUGAUCAUGGCCUCAGUGUUUAUUUUCUUGGCCUUUCAAGUAAAACUUCAAUAGCACGGCUUCAGUAUUUUAUUUAAAGCCGUCACCUCUUACUCCAAAACGCACGAAGUAAAAAGGAGAUAAACCCAUACUUUUAUUUCAAACAAAGAGAAUUUCAGAAUGCUUUACAUGGAUCUAACACAUGACUGUUCCCCGACUUCGCUCUUUAUUUUUAAGUGUAAACCAGCAUAUAAUGAAGACAUUUUGUCCAAAGAAUCAUUUAUUAGGUGUUUCGAUUCAAGAGUGUGGUAGCUAUUAUGCAAAGGUAAUACCGUCUCUUUUCAGUCUUUGGUGCAGUUCUCAUGUUGCAAAAAUGCAUUCUUCUGCUGUUGAGGAAUGUUCAAUCAUAGUAGUUCAUAGUGGCUCAUGUAAACUGUUGGGGAAUGUUUGUUUAACCUUUAUGAGGGGUGAUCUCCGCCAAUAUUCUGUUUCAAAUUCCAUUAUGACGAACCUGCAAUUUCCGGUUCCAUCAUCAGAACCGAAAUUAGACCAACAGAACAGAAAUUGAGAAGUCGGAACCGAAAUUGAGCUAACAGAACAGAAAUUACGAAGUUAGAACCGAAAUUGAACCAACAGAACAGAAAUUAACGAGUCAGAACCGAAAUUGAACUAACAGAACCGAAAUUAACGAGUCAGAACCGAAAUUGAACUAACAGAACAGAAAUUACGAAGUUAGAACCGAAAUUGAACCAACAGAACCGAAAUUAACGAGUCAGAACCGAAAUUAACGAGUCAGAACCUUAACAAGUCAGAACCGAAAUUAACAAGACAGAACCGAAAUUAACAAGACAGAACCGAAAUUGAACCAACAGAACAGAAAUUGACACAACCGUCAAUUUCGGUUCUAAAUGGGACUGGGGCUGUGAAGACAGCGCUGACCGAGUGAAGCCCGGGGAAAACCACUUUACUGCCGUAUGUAUAAUUCCAACAUGGCCGCCAAUGAGAGUGUGUUUCUUAGAAGUAUCAGAGAUGUUGUUGGAGAAGUGUUGAAACGGUCGUCGAAAGAGCAUUUUAUCGCCUUGACCGGCUGCUAGAUAUUGUCAAUAGGUACGCAGAUUCGCUGAACGACUGUUGACCUAGAUCAAGUCCACUUUCUCCUCCAGUGAGUGACAGGCCUGCACGUACUCCUCGUGUGGUUUUGGCGGUCGCCUCGCAUGAUUUACAGUUAGAUUUUUGAUCUAACAAGCGUAUCCUUUAGGGAUUUACCUCUUUUGUACGAUAUUAUCGGAGGUUUCAAAUAAAUGUUUUUCAGCAAAGGCUGAUUUUGUAUUAGACUCCAUUGUUCCAUCAGUGUCUGUUUGAGGGUUGUUAACUGCAGGGUGGUACGUAGUAACAAAAGGCAAAUAUCUAGCCUUUUUCUUUUGUGUUAGAGCCGAUGGUCUAGCGCAAAGUGAAAGAGACCGUAACUGUUUUAGGAUAGCCGCGUGUCCUAAGGCGUUGUUUGAAUUUCACUAGGCUGUCCUCAAAUGUUGUUUUGAAGAGUUAGUUCUGAGUCUUAUCGGCUUCGCCUUUAAUGAAACCAUUUUUAAUGGAUGGCAUGAGUUAAAAUGUGUACAUGUAUAUUGAAAAGUAGGUUUGUAGUGAGUUUUGAUGUCCAGAAUGGAUUCAUUUUUGAAUCUUUCUCCUUUGAACACCACUGUGUCAAGGAGGGUAAUCUCGUUCUCUUAUAUUUCGGCCGUGAAUUUGAUGGUAGCGACUUGUUCAAUAAAUUGAUCCACGUCUUUUUAUCACUGUCCCAGAGGGUGAAGAUAUCGUCAAUAUAUCGUCUCCAUUCUUUUGGCUUGGUUUCGCUUUGUUGUAUCAGCGUUGUUUCAAUUUUAGCCAUGAAAAUAUUGGCAAAUGAUACUGCCAUUUUAGUUCCCAUGGCGGUUCCAUGUGUUUGGUGAUAGUUCUCUCCAUUGUACUGGAACGAUUUUUCGUUUAGGAUGAGACCAAGCAUUUGUCUUAGGAGGCGUGUUGGGAUUGGUGGUUUAUAGUUAUGAAACGAAUCGUAUGUCUUGCAUACUAUUUCCGUUCCCUCUUCUUGAGGUAUAUUUGUGUACAAGCUAGAGACGUCCAUUGAUACUAAAAUUGUAUCUUUACCUAUCUUUGUUUUCUCUAUAAAACUGAUGAAAUCAGUUGUAUCCUUAAUAAAGGAUUGUUGUUUUUGCGCGAUAGGCUGGAGCAAUGUAUCAGGGGCACCCAACGAGGAUGUAGCUCAAAACCACUUAACAUAGCAUUGUUGAACGUAUUUUAGUAUUUAAACGGUAGAUAUAGGCAUAUUUUUAUCCCCUAAAAACUUUUCAUCUGUUCGGAUUUCCUAGCUGAAAGUCUAGUGAUCCGAAAAUUAUAGGGAUCAAAACUUACCUUUUCGAAAAUUUCAGCCAGGAAAAGGCUCCCGAAAAUUCUAGGUGGCCUUUUUUAGGGUAAAUAUCCGAUUAAAAUGGGUAAUUAUACCAUUUUGUAGAUGUUCGAAAAUCCUCGGAGAGGCAGGCAAGCAAGAAAUUUUACAACAAAAGUUACGAAAAUUCUAGUUCUCAAAUCGUCUUCCGAACAGAUAUUUUCCCGAAAAUUGCCGUUGGGUGACCCUGAUGUAUCCACAAAUGAGGAUAUUCGUUCAGUAGGGCCGUCACAACCCGAGAUGAUGGGUCUACCAACCGGUUUAGGUUUGUGUAUUUUUGUAAGUGUGUAGAAUAUUGGUAUUCUAGGCGGACUGGGAGUUUGGUGUUGUUGUGACUAUGGUUUGUAAAGUCAGAGAACAGGCUGUUAUAGCAUUCUUCCUUUUUAUUAUUAAGGACAUGUCUACAAACAAUUUCUUUUAAGUCUGAAAUUUGUUUUUGCAGAUCGGCUAUGUUUACAUCGUUGUGUAAAAUGUUAUUCGCCGAAUGCGCUUCUUUGAGAGGAUUUCUGGUUACAUGUUUUUGUUUUCGAGCCGCGAAAGCUGCAUUGGCCUUAAGCUUCUUCUCCUGUAUUUGGAGUUUUCGCUUAUGGAAGCGAGUAAGUGCACUUAUUAAGCUCUGUUCGAUUUGAAGGGACGCAAGUCGCGGCUGUUGAAGCUAGGCAGAAGAACUCAUGAGUCCAUGUCUCCUUUACACGGAAAAAGCUCUUCCUCUUCUUCGCUGGUGGAGGCCUAGACUGGUUUCUCGCACCAGCAUAAGAAUAGAUGUAGACGGUCCGGCUGGAUACGGCGAAAAUAAAGAACGGAAAUUUUGCAUGAUUCUCUCCGAACGUGGCUCAGUCGAUUCGGGUGGGGAAACCUGUGACUGAGCCGGUCUGGUUCGGUUCUGUCUGGAGACCGCACCAGCAUCAUCAAGGCGAACUCCAUUCGGUUUUGGCCCUGCCCUUCACCUCUUUGCUAAUCCUUCCUCACCCGCCAUUUGAAUAUAUUUUUUCCAGGCUGAAUUAAUAAUCAUAAAUUAAAAUAUUUUAAAGUGGUUUUCGGCUUUCUGACUCGUUCUUCACGGCCCUGUUAGAACCGAAAUUGACGGUUGUGUCAAUUUCUCGAUUAAUUUCGGUUUGUCUUGUUAAUUUCGGUUCUGACUUUGGUUCUGUUAGUUCAAUUUCGGUUCGUUAAUUUCGGUUCUGUUAGUUCAAUUUCGGUUCUGACUCGUUAAUUUCUGUUCUGUUGGUUCAAUUUCGGUUCUAACUUCGUAAUUUCUGUUCUGUUAGCUCAAUUUCGGUUCCGACUUCUCAAUUUCUGUUCUGUUGGUCUAAUUUCGGUUCUGAUGAUGGAACCGGAAAUUGCAGGUUCGUCAUAAUGGAAUUUGAAACAGAAUAUUGGCGGAGAUCACCCCUCAUAAACCUUCUCAGGUCGAAUUUCAAAGCUUUAGAUCACGCGAGAACGCUGCUCAGUUUUAAAAGAAGUCUGUGCUCUGUCCUUUUUUUUAAUAGCAAGUUUUUUACAUAGAAAACACACAUGAGUUACAUUUGCUAGGAAUUGUCGAACAGAAUAAAAACGCCAAAUUAGCAAGGUUCUUGUUUAGACUACCAUUCUUAGUCUUCUUACUGUAACUGAUGUUGGUUAAAGUCGUUAAGGACGUCUUCAUAUUUCCCAAACCUCCAGAGACGGAACUAUUCUUGUUAGAGAUGAGCUACGGCGGCUAAAAAUUUCUUUUUGAUGCAAGUGGAAUUUUUUUCUCAAGUCAGUUUCCAGGCUUUCGACUGAAAUCUGUUAACGUAGAACUUUCUCAUAAUCGCGUACUAUAGUGCGUAAGCCACUCUGAGUUUCUAAUUCGUCCUUUAUUUUUCUAUUUUUGUUUUCAUUGUUGCUCUAAUACUCUGAUCUUUUACAUUAGGAGCCUCAAAAUAGUGUGUGUUGUAUUGUAGCGAUUUGAAUGGAAAUCAAUAAAUCCAUUAUUCUUGAAAAAUAAAUGACUCAACGUCCACUUCUCGAAAGUUAUAAAAUUAAAACUAAUUUAUUUUGCGUUUUCUUCAUGUUUCCAGAAUCAUGGAUGUUCCAGCUUGGGCCUUCUCCAAUCUGUGCAUUGGUCGAACUUACGAUUCAAAAAACAACAGAGCAGGCAUCGAUAUUUUCCAGCCCGAAAUAAAAACCAAAACUGAACAUGUCAAUCGGUUUUCUUUCCAAUACAAAUCCAUUGAAUCAAAAGAAGAUGUAAGAGAUUUGCUGAACAUUUCGGGGAAUAUUUCUUUGAAAAUUAAAGCGAAUAUUUUCAAAGUGGAAGGAGCAGGAAAGUACAUCAACAACAACAAAAAGGAUGAAGGUGUUUCUGAAAUCCUGGCUGUCAUGAAAUGUACCACGGUAAGUUAAGAUACUUGAAGGACCAAGGAUAGCUGUCUUGUGCUAUUUUGCCAAAUAACGAAACUGGGAACUGGCUACCAAUUUGACAGAAAGCAAAUGAAAAACUAAACACGGACAGAAAAAACUGAAGGAGACAAAAAUAGAGGCAGGUACAAACGUCGGACCAGAUCAACUCGCACCGCCAGUCCGUGUCGGAUCAACUCGGAUCGACUCGGACUAACUCGGAUCAAAUAAAAAAAUAAAAAUAAAAUAAAAUUGGACUCGGAUCAACUAGGAUCAAUAUAUAUAUAUAUAUAUCUUAAAAUAAAUUAAAUUAGCAAAACUGAAAGUUUAACCCAUUUGGAGGGUAAAAAAGGCCAGAUCAUUUCUUUUCCGUGGCUUUCAGCCGCCAUUUUUUUAUUAGUACCAGUUCCUCUCGCAUCAUGUUACGAACUCUUGGUUACGUUACACGACACGUUCUGGUUCAAGGAGACAGAUUUGGAUGACCUCGAGGAAGGUAAAAUCUCGACCAUCUUUCUCAGUGAAAUGGGGAGCGACAUAAAGUCCCUUUACUUAUUACGUUGAGUGACGGUUGCUAUGCUCAAUUUCCUGUUAUAAUUUUAGCUCCGAUCUCGUGCAUGUUAGCAGGGGUCAGACUGGCUGUCAUCGAUAGUUAUUUGGACAGAGGCGAUGAAACAAUUCUAGAUUUCGCAACUGUCUGUUUUAAAAUAAUAAAUAAUUUCUGUGUUGACUAUUUGAAAGAAAAUUUUAACAGAUCGGACAGGUUAGAGAGUAGGCUCGAUUACCAGCCGCUGUUCGGGAAAAUGAGCCCGCACUCAUCGCCCUCUUCGGGGAGGAUCAAAGACCGGACCCGGGAGACGGCGGAAAUCGAGCCUAGUUAGAGAGGUGAGAGUUCAAACUUCUCUAGAAUGAUUCAAAAUUAAUGAGCUUCAUACGCCCAAUCAAUAUAUAACGUGACGUGUAACGCAACCACGAGUUAGAAUGGCGGGUGAAAGGUAAGUGACGCCGACUGAUUAUAAACUCAUUUUUAUGAUGCGAGUUGGUCCGAGUCCAAUUUUAUUUUAUUUUUAUUUUCACUUUAAAAUUUAUUUUUAUUUUAAAUAUUUUAUUUUUAUUUUUAGUCCCUGGCGGUCCGAGUUGAUCCGGUCCGACUUUUGCACCUGCCUUAAAAAUAGUAUUCUAAUCGGGUUUUAAAAACUUACUAUAAAGCUUGUUGUUUGAAGUGAUCUUGAGUUCUAAAUGCUCGGAAGACGUAUUAUUACCAAUUAUGUCAUCGUGGAGUGGAGAGAGUGAGCAAGUAAGUCCAUCAUUGCGAAAGAUUCGGAAUUGUUUAAACGCCGAAGGUUACUGAAGAUCUUUUAUCAUAAAGUGCGUUAUCUUUUGAUAACAAGCCUCCUUAUGUUUCAUCAAUUUUUGAUUUUGGAAAGAGGUUUGCCAAGUUUCAGUGGACGAUUUUUUCCUCCGAGCCGCCUGUGUCAAUGACUGAUUAAACAUCUUUCCGCAAAUAAUUUCAGGCUACGCUCACGUUUGCCAAAAGUAAACAAAAUGGAUCCCAUGAUUAAUGCGUUGAGGGUAAAAUAGGGAAUUGGGGAGAUACGCUGAUUUGUUUGUUUGUUUGUUUAUAGGUAAAUAAAACAAUGGAUGGAUCAACAAGUGUCAAAGAGGAAAUGAAGGGCUGCCCAAGUUUGGGAACCCAUUACGUACGGAGCGUGACGUAUGGCGCUGAAAUGGUAGCAAGUCUGAAAUUCAAGUCUUCGUCUUCCUCUAAGAGGUGAGAAACGAAUCCAAGGAACUGUUUAGUUUGGGGCCAGUGUACUUUGCCAAAUAGCCUGCAUAACAGGUGCUUUAUGAGCCAAGCGGGGCGAACGCGGCAUUUUGCGCGAAGCGCGAAACGAGUGCGAAGAGCAAGACGAGGGAGGAGAAAAAUAUAGUGCCUGUUACCAGUCCAUCGUUCUGGCUCUUCCCACGUUCACUAAAUGAACGUUGCGUUCCAUAAAAUUGAUGACGCGUUGUUCUGGAAUGUUUGUUUGACAUUUUUGUCAGCAACAAAGUAACCGUCACGCAUUCAUGUUCUUUUGACGAUGCUGUUCGAGAAGCCCUUCGUUUAUUUCCAAAUGUUCAGGAAUAAACGAAAAACAAAAGAAAUGUUUAAAUUUAUUCACUAAAUAAAGUUCCAAAAAUGUUCUGGAAUGUUUGUUUGACAUUUUUGUUGGAUGUUCUUUUGACGAUGCUGUUCCAAAUGUUCAGGAAUAAACGAAAAACAAAAGAAAUGUUUAAAUUUAUUGCUUAAGAGGAAAAAUGUUCUUGGAUUGCUCCCAACUAGGUUAAGAAAAAGCCUGAUUUACUAACUUUUUUAAAUCAAGUGUUGACAGGCCAAACACGGCUCAAAAGCUCGUGUUGGAAUUCGUUUGAACAACACGUUUUCCUUUUUUUCUUUCUCGCCGCUGUGUUUGAACGGGUGUUUCUAAGGCGAAGACCCAAAAACUAAGACCCCAUGGACUAAAACGAAGACCUCAUGGACUAAAACGAAGACCCCAUGGACUAAAACGAAGACCCCCUGGACUAAAACGAAGACCCCAUGGACUAAAACGAAGACCCCUUGGACAACUAGGUUAAGAAAAAGCCUGAUUUACUAACUUUUUUAAAUCAAGUGUUGACAGGCCAAACACGGCUCAUAAGCUCGUGUUGGAAUUCGUUUGAACAACACGUUUUCCUUUUUUUCUUUCUCGCCGCUGUGUUUGAACGGGUGUUUCUAAGGCGAAGACCCAACCUAAGACCCCAUGGACUAAAACGAAGACCACAUGGACUAAAACGAAGACCCCAUGGACUAAAACGACUGAUGCUAAACGUUUAUAAAUCUAAAGUGAAAAUUCCCAACGAUGUCAAGGCAACAAUGCUGAAAUUUUAAGCAAUCUUCGACAAUCACGGGCAAUACCACGAGGUAAAGAUUGAGACCUUGCAAAUAUGCGACAUCAAGGAAACAUCAAUGAAGAUGUCAGUAUGAAAAAUAAGUACACAUUUUCCAAAGUAGUGAACUUAGAAAAAUAGAUAGUCUUUUUCAAUUUGUAGACUAGCAGUUCCAUUGGCCGAUGAACUGCUGCAAGUAGAGUGAGUGACAGUCAAGUACAAAGCUACCCUUUUAUCCAUGACACGUAGGUCGCACGAGUAGUUGCAGUAGUUGCUUCUAGUAGCUGAAGGUUAAAAAUCAUUGAUAUCGCAAGUAUUUAUAAAGUGCAACGCGACUUCACAUCUUAACAACUGGGAAAAUCUAUCAGUUAAAUACAUACAGCAAAGUAAAUCUGCAAUAUCGAAUCUAUUUAAACGUAGAUGAAAAUGAAGAAAUGAUCGUCGCAGUGAACGCAAUUUAUGCAAUUGCGUAAAGAAGCCUGAAAAAAAUUCAGGACUUCAACGGGAUUUGAACCCGUGACCUCGGGUCUUUACGGCUUCUUUACGCAAUUGCAUAAAUUGCGUUCACUGCGACGAUCAUUUCUUCAUUUUCAUUUCAUUUCCGCUGUUCAUAUAUGAUUUAUUUCAUAUAUCAUUAACCGUAGAGAUAAAUAGAUGACAAACGUAAUGCCUCAAUACACCACGAAACAGGAUUUCCUCCGCUACAAUAUUUUCACUUCCUACUACGCGUGUAUGAAUACAUGAAAAUCAAGGGCCUUGAUUCGGGGAAAAUUACAUCAUUGCCAAAAAGCCCGAACGGGAUCAACUACGUGCAUCACCUCAAUCAUCGCCGAAAAUAAACCACAUGCUUAUCACGAGUCUCAUUUGCAUACAAUGAAAGUCGUCACGAUUCUUAUUCCCAGUUUCCACGGCCUCCGCUAGGAACGCCUGGCGCCCCAACCGCCCUUUUGUGUCUUAAAUACAAAGAAGAAAAACGACUUGCAGAUUAUGACUCUCGGUGCUAGGCAACCUCGAGUGACUUGCAUCAUCGAUGCAUCUUCAGUAUCAUCUUCAUCACUGUAUAUGAAUUUUUCGUUUACAUAGUAGCAAAUCUGAGUGAUCUCCGAAAAUAUUUUUCUUGUUCUUUCGUUUAUUAUUUAUAGAUUGAACCUCAAAGGUAAAUCGGAUGGAGGUCUUGAUAUUCAAGGAGUGGCGACAGCCGGAUUAGAGGCGCAGUUGAAUAAGCUAACUUCUGAUUGCGAGAAAGCAAGCGAUUUAUCCAUUGAGUACUAUGCAACAGAUCUACCAGAUAAAAAUCCAACGAACGUGAAAGAUCUGGUAAAACUUAUUCAAGAGUUCCCUUCCAGAUUGAAAAAAAUCAAUGACGGACUUGGGGUUCCUAUAAAGGUAUGUUUUCAUUGAUUUUUUAAAAGAGCAGUCAGUCUAGUAUUAAAGUUAUUGAGAUAAAACUGUAAUACAACAAUAAGGCUGAAAAACGUGCUGUAGCUAUAUGGUCUAUCUAUCUCUUUCGGGCGCACCUGUACCGAUUUGAUAAGUCUGUCCCAGUCCAGUCUGUUGGCCAUGAUAGAUGCAAGAUCCUGCCUCGUAAGACAGGGGUCACUCUCUAAUUGGUCAACGAAUGUUGUUGCUGUACGCCCUUUUUUGGGCGUCUGGCGUGUUUUGGCUCCCAAAGAAGUAGCUGGGAAACAUUCCGAUUCUUGCUUUUCCACUACACUGCUGCCCACGUAUCUCUAGACUUUUGUUGAAAUUGAAGGCAAGUCCCCGUAGAGCUCCUUGUUAGAUAUAUGAUCUCUCCAGCUUACGUUUAGAGCAGCACGUAGGAGCCUUGUGUAGCAGCCAUAAAGUUGUUUUUCCAUGGUCAAUGUCCAACUCUCCGACUCACACAAUGAAACAGAUUCAACUGAAGCUCUAAAGAAACGUAUCCUAAGAUGACCUAAGAUCUCUGAUGAGGUUCGAUUUCCACACUACCGUUAGUUUGUUGCUACAUAGCGGCGCAUGCUCUUUCUCCCGGGGUAGUCAAUCGAUAAAAAUCGGUAUCGAUAAAAAUCGAUAGCAAUCGAGUGAUUUUUAUCGAUUGAUAACGGAAAUCGGUGAAAAUCGAUAAACUAAACUGCUGUGUCAAAUCGAUAUUAUCGAUUUUUCAUGAUUUUAACGAUUUAUAACGGUACUUACGACAUUGUUGUUUUGUUUUUUGGCAUCAGUUAAAUAGUACAGCUGAGAAAACACAUCCACGAGUAACAACUGAUCAACAAACAUGAAAAGAAGAAAUGUGGAAACUAUUACAGACGCAAGAUUCUCUCUAAAAACCGUGACCCUUUUGUACAUAAUAACAGACACGGUUCGGUUUAAUUACAUUCACAGUUCUCGCAGGCAAGUACCACGAAAAAUACAACUUUAGAUAACUGAGAUUUCCCAGCCUGAAUUUCAGACAUCCUCUAGAGUCGAAGGGAUGCCCGAAAUUCAGACUAAAAGAUUUCUCUCGAUAGCUUUUUACCGUUUUCCGUUUACAAUCGAUAAAAUCACUUGAUCCCUAUGAUUUUUAUCGAGUUCGAUUUUUAUCUAUUGGCUUCUCCGGGAAGUAACUACACGUUGAACUGAGGUUAUUUUGAAAGGGCGGCAGAUCUAAUCGUGAAAAACUGGGAAAACUAAAAAAUCUGGCCAAUGUCGGCCAUCCGAAGAAGACUUUAAAGCGGAUUUUAAAGAAAAGAUAAGGUUUUUCUAAACUUUUGUUUAAAAAAGUGACCAGUAGUGAUAGUAAAUUGUUUGAUCCUUCGACUCUCAAUUGCAACUCAAUUGUCAACAUAUUCACUGUUUGCAUGAAAUCAGUUUUCAAUUUUGGAUGAACAGAAGAACAGAUCGGUGUAUCUUCCGAUAAAAAUCGAUGGAAUCAGUAAAAUCUAGAUAAAUCGAUAGACGAAGCGAGUGUGUCAUCGAUUUCUACCGAUUGAUCGAUACAAUCGAUAUCAAUCAAAUCAGAUUUACCGAUUUUUAUCGAUUUAUAAAUCGAUACCGAUUUUUAUCUAUUGAUUACUCCUGGUUUUGCUUCACGGAUCUCGAGGUGUUUCUUCGUUUGAUCGAUCCAAGAGUAAAGAAGUUCACGAUCAGAUCUACCUUUCCUAAGAAAAAUUUCAUUAUUUUCAAUAUUGAGUUCAUUUUAUAAUUAGUAACACAAUUUUCGAUUAAUGAGGCAUUGAUCCUCUAAGCGAAAAAACUUGACAGGUCGAUCAAAAUGAAAAAAUAAGCGUCGGGAAAAGAAAUCAGUUGGAAAGAGUUUCAAACCAGGGAGGUCUGUCCGUACCGUGGUCUUAAUAGCCGCACUCCUUAUUUAAAAAGCAGCUGAGAUUCGUCGAGUACAGGAGCCCAUCAAAUGGAGCCUCCAUCUCCCAUCCAAGCCCUUGGAGUCAACCCUUUCCCGAGUAGAUUUAUAAUUAGAACGGUUCCCUUAGCGUAAGGUGAUUAUGGAGAAUUAGCCGGGGGUCAAUCAGAAACGGAGAAAUACGUUAAAUGAAUACUGAUUGUUUACGGCGCUAUUUAAAGACCCGUUGUCCUGUGACGUCAUCAAAAACCCAAGUAGUGGUCAAGCUGGUUGUCAAAUAAGAUCAGCCAAAAUUCAGGUUUAUUUAAUAAGAGAUUUUACAGAAAAUCUUUUUGUGUUAGUUAUAUUUCAAACACUUAUUUUAAGUAAUAAUGGUUCAUUUGGCUGCUUUUAAUUAAUUAAUAUGCUCAUUUUUUCAAUUUAGAUUGAACUUCAGCCAAUAGAAAGUGUUUAUCCAGAAAUGAAUAAUGUGUCAACCGUCCAAGUGAUGGAAUGCGACAUAGAUGAUAUAGAGAGCCGCUUUGACGAUCUCUAUGAGGCACAGAGACUUGUGUCAGAAUACAAGUUAAAAGAGGGAGUGCUAGACAGCGAAAUGAAAAAGUUCAAUUCUGUUGUUACCAAGACCCUGCGUACGUUUCGUUCUGCUAUAUCCAGCCUGGAUAAAGAAAAAGUUGCAGAAUGUCUAGAGGCGUACGAACAAGCCUUAGAUGGAGAAGAAUACGAUGAAAAAUUUGCAACUUACUGGAGAGAGAUGAUUGCAAAAAAGGUGAGCCAUAAGCUUUCUUUAAACCAAAAAGAUUUACUUUUUCGGUGCUGGCAAAAUCUUUUUUCGCUGAGACUGAUAAAAUCUACUUAUAAAAGGAACGGUUGCUUAAACAAGGAAUCAGUUGGGAGUGUAAGAGCAAUUAGCGAACAUUUGGCUUGCUAUUUGAUGAUAUGUGAAGAAUCUUCCUAGGGCUGCUUUUGAGGAAGUGAUUCUAUAUGCCUGCCUCUGUCUGUUUGCAUUGUCCAUUGUCCACCGGUUUGUAUAGACUUUGAGGUUUUUGCCUGGUGUGAUUCCUUUACUUUCCCAUAAACUUUGGCGAAGUCCACCACAAGCUGAGUUGCAUUUUUGCAAUCCUACAAUUCAUUUCAUUAUAUAUAUCCGGUAUAUAUAAACACACAUAGACAGGGUACAGCCAGGUGAACUUGUUAACUGCUUGGAGUUUGUGCUAUUAAUAUAGAAGACUGCAAGUCUCAGUAAGUCUGUUCCUUUUCUGGAGCUGGUGAGCAGAUGCCUUCUGUUUUCUGAGUACCGGAACAAUGGCUAUCUGGGGAGGUUGUGCGGGGAGAAUAGGUCAGGGUAGCGAAUUACAUUUACGCAAGAUAGGUCUAGCAACAAGUUUCCAUGUGGUCGGCCAAAACAAGACAACGAUUGCAUAUGGUCUUACACGUUCUUCCAAAGCGGCCCGGCAGGUUCAGCGUUCCGUGUCACUCGUCUUGAUUAUGAAAUAACUUAUCACGAUUGAUUCACUCCUUUUCUACACAAAUGUCCAGUGCUGGCCACAAGAUCCCUACUUUCCUUUUUCAUCCUUAGUUCCACACUUCUCAGAGGUGUGGAAGUGUAGAAAAGUCUGUCAAAGUCAGGAUAAUGUCACACUUUUCCCCCUGUUAAGAACCUCUUGUCAUUCUUUACUUAGUUCUACACUUCUCAGAGGUGUGGAAGUGUGGAAAAGUCUGACAAAGUCGGGAUAAUGUCACACUUUUCCCCCUGUUAAGAACCCCUUGUCAUUCUUUACUUAGUUCUACACUUCUCAGAGGUGUGGAAGUGUGGAAAAGUCUGACAAAGUCAGGAUAAUGUCACACUUUCCCCCCUGUUGAGAACCCCUUGUCAUUCUUUACUUAGUUCUACACUUCUCAGAGGUGAGGAAGGGGAAUAGUCUGACAAAGUCAGGAUAAUGUCACACUUUUCCCCCUGUUAAGAACCCCUUGUCAUUCUUUACUUAGUUCUACACUUCUCAGAGGUGUGGAAGUGUGGAAAAGUCUGACAAAGUCGGGAUAAUGUCACACUUUUCCCCCUGUUAAGAACCCCUUGUCAUUCUUUACUUAGUUCUACACUUCUCGGAGGUGUGGAAGUGGGGAAUAGUCUGACAAAGUCAGGAUAAUGUCACACUUUUCCCCCUGUUAAGAACCCCUUGUCAUUCUUUACUUAGUUCUACACUUCUCAGAGGUGUGGAAGUGUGGAAAAGUCUGACAAAGUCGGGAUAAUGUCACACUUUUCCCCCUGUUAAGAACCCCUUGUCAUUCUUUACUUAGUUCUACACUUCUCAGAGGUGUGGAAGUGGGGAAUAGUCUGACGAUGUGGUGUGCAAUGUUGUUAAUUUUAUUUAGUACUAUAACGAUCUCAGUUUCAUUUAAUAGGUCGUCGGCCAGAACACUGAAACUUAUUUUAAUCUUAUCACUGACUGAGCUAUUUAAUCACGGUAAUUAAUCCUUUGGCGGCAUAUAAGUGCAUUCAAGCAUGAAGCGAUAUACAGACGUUUUGAUGUUGUCAUAUGACCUCUUUGUGUUUCACCUACAGAUUGACACAGAAGUUUGCGAGCAGACCUUCUCUUGGCUGUCAAAAUAUGCAAAAAUGACAAAGAAAAUGAACAGAGGACACUUCGUCUUUUUCAUAAUUUAUGUCCAGCAUUUACAUAACCUUAGAGAAGAGGAAAAACUGAGAAACAGUGGAUAUAUGGCGUGAUCUAACAAUGAUCAAAUUUGAACCCUUACUGAUAAGGAAGAAAGCAUGGUUGGUGAUCGGAUUUCUUAACUUUAAGUUUCUUUCAACAGCUGGCAUUGAAACAAUGGUUAUAUCUGCUAUUCAAAAUAAAAAUAGUUCUUAAGGAAGAAUGUGAAAAACCAUACAGAAAUAAAACCAAGUGCUCAUAAAGCUUACUGAGCUUCUCGUGACUCAGGGAAAGUGCAACAUUAAACUUAACUUGUCAGACUAAUCUACCCUUCCACACCUCCGAGAAGUGUGGAACUAAGUAAAGAAUGACAAGGGGUUCUCAACAGGGGGAAAAGUGAGACAAUAUCCUUACUUUGUCACACUAUUCCCCACUUCCCACACCUUUGCGAAGUGUGGAAACUAAGUAAAGAAUGACAAAGGGUUCAUGACUGGGGGAAAGUGAGACAAUAUCCUUACUUUGUUGGACUAUUCCACACUUCCACACCUCUGAGAAGUGUAGAACUAAGUAAAGAAUGACAAAGGGUUCAUGACUGGGGGAAAGUGCGACAAUAUCCUUACUUUGUCGGACUAUUCCACACUUCCAGACCUCUGAGAAGUGUAGAACUAAGUAAAGAAUGACAAAGGGUUCAUGACUGGGGGAAAGUGCGACAAUAUCCUUACUUUGUCGGACUACUCCACACUUCCAGACGUCCGGGAAGUGUAGAACUAAGUAAAGAAUGACAAAGGGUUCAUGAGUGGGGGAAAGUGCGACAAUAUCCUUACUUUGUCAGACUAUUCCACACUUCCAGACGUCCGGGAAGUGUAGAACUAAGUAAAGAAUGACAAAGGGUUCAUGACUGGGGGAAAGUGCGACAAUAUCCUUACUUUGUCGGACUAUUCCACACUUCCAGACGUCCGGGAAGUGUAGAACUAAGUAAAGAAUGACAAAGGGUUCAUGACUGGGGGAAAGUGCGACAAUAUCCUUACUUUGUCGGACUUUUCCACACUUCCACACCUCUGAGAAGUGUAGAACUAAGUAAAGAAUGACAAAGGGUUCAUGACUGGGGGAAAGUGCGACAAUAUCCUUACUUUGUCGGACUUUUCCACACUUCCACACCUCUGAGAAGUGUAGAACUAAGUAAAGAAUGACAAAGGGUUCAUGAGUGGGGGAAAGUGCGACAAUAUCCUUACUUUGUCGGACUUUUCCACACACUCCAGACGUCCGGGCUUUGUCGGACUAUUCCCCACUUCCACACCUCUGAGAAGUGUAGAACUAAGUAAAGAAUGACAAAGGGUUCAUGACUGGGGGAAAGUGCGACAAUAUCCUUACUCUGUCGGACUAUUCGACACUUCCACACCUCUGAGAAGUGUAGAACUAAGUAAGAAGUGAAGAAACUCUGGAUUUCAUGGCCAGCGCUGGACAUGGCUCCUUUUCUAAGAACUUCGGAAGUGGCUCAUCGGGACCUUUGAUGGGUUGGCUCGCCAACGCCCUGGUCCAUCUCGUCUACUGCUUACCAGGACAGUAGGCAACGAUUCUAUAUGGUUUUACACAAACUCUUCUUGUCUCUUUCGUUAUUUUCCAUGUUUUCAAGCAUCGUCCUUGAGGUGGUGUUAUCCCCGACAGCUUUGCAUAUUCGGUGCCCAACACCUCUUUUUCAACCGCGUCACUGUUAUCUUCACUAAAGUCUUGGCGCCUUUCCGUUGCUUUUCGUGGACCCUCCCGCUUGUCUGAUUGCAUUGCAGCUGGUAAGAAUCCUCGGCGUCCUCCUCCAUCAAGGAUACUGUUAAAAGUUUUCGCAAAUCAUCCAUCCAGAACAAAGGGCCUAGUUGUGGCACUAAGCGUGAUGCUGCGUACGACUUUCUGUGCCCACAAAAUCAGUGGCGAGUAAACUUUUCAAAGAUUAUUCGGACGCUUACAUUACAAAAUUACAAAAAAUCGACAGUGGAAUUUUUUUGAAAAGUUGUUGAUUUAUUAAGAAAGCUAAUAAGUAUUGAUGUGAUAUAAGGUUUUAGGAAACGCACUACAUCACCUGGGCAUGAGACACCCUUGAAGGUAUCCGCUAAUCUUAAAAUCAUUAAGGGGAGGCCUCAAGUUCCUUUCUUAUGCAUAGGCUGUUGCUUUUCUGAUUAUUAAAUCUUUGACUUUUUCGAUACGCAGGAAGAAACCCACGAGAACGACGGCAAGGUAAGUUGUAUGACCUAUAUGAGCAUCGCAUCUAGAAGUAUCGAUCUUACGUAAGAUGCUAGUCUACUCUAUGAGAUCUGUUGGGGUGCAAUCUGAUUUAUGAGGCAGCAGUCACGGCGGUCAUACUACGAUCUGUGUCACAAUAUGAGUCAAGAACUGUUUGAAAGUACCACACAUUCCCUAGUCAAGCAGCUUCAAUUAAAACAAGAAAUUUUUUUUUAUACCUUUAUAUUAUUACAAUCAAAACAGCAUAUCAUAAAAAUAUCACCUAAUUAAAUGCAGUCAAGCUCUGACUCCUGAUUCAUUUAGGAUGAUUAUGACUUUCUCUAAUGGGGAGCGGAAUUUUCUCAGUCACUCUCUCAUUUAUCAUAAGUCGCUAUUAUUACAGUGGAACCACGUGAAAUACGACCGUUUUGGCAAAAGGGAAAAGUGGUCGUGUUGACGGGGAGUUCAAGUACAGUUUAAUUCUAAUAUUUGUCACUCGUCACUCUCCUUGAGUUACAUAAGAUGCUCAAUAAAACGCUUUUAGAACUUUCUGUAUGUUAUUGCUGUUCAACUAGUCCCAUCACUGGGCGUUCAACUGGUGGACAUAUAAAGGAGGAUCUUUUCGGCAAGGUGGUCGUAAGGUGGGGGUUAACUUCAUAGCAGUGAUCUUGAUGAUGAUCUAUUUUUAUUUUUUGCAGUCUUUAAGAAGUGACAUCAAGGUGGGUUAUAUGAACAAUUUAAUCAUGGCUUGCUUUUGGAAAUAUUUUCACUUGAACCUUUUAAAUGGAUGUUUGAUACCAAGCAGUACUUUUACCUUUAAUCAUUUAAUUUAAGUUAAUUUAUGGACUGAGGGAGAAAGUGCAAACAAAAUCUUCUUAUCCAAGUAAACUACCGUGUGGCGGCAUGAAAUUUUUGCGGGUUCUAAUUUUUGCGAUCCGCAAAAAGAUAUUACCGCAAACAUGAAUUUUCUAGCCUGGUAAAAUAUACUUCAGAGCAAAUGUUCUCUAACUUAAUUUCGCUACACAAAAAUACAAUACUAGGAAAUCGUGUCUGUUCCAUUACAACUUGUCUCUUUCGAUUAGAAACAAAGCAGGAUACAAUGAAAUACUGGUUCAGUUUACCGUAGUAUGUUGCACGACGUACUCAAUAAAAACGAAAAUAUUGUCAAGGCUGGGUACUGGAUACUUAUAUUUGUGAAAAUCGCAAAAAUUAAUUCCCAGCAAGAAAAACCAAUCUGUUCUAAUCACAAAAAUUAGUUCCCGCAAAAACAAGAAAUCGCCAAACAGCAAAAAUAAACUCCCGCAAAAAUUUCGUGCCACACGGUAAUAAUAUGAUGGUAUGACCUUACGCAAUAAAUCUCCAAAUCGAAAUGGAAACAAAUCAAACUCAAGCUAUCCACUAAUAAAAUAAAUUCGCUUGCUUUGUCACCUUAGCGACUUUAUGGGUUAACACUUCCAUCUGUUAUAUUGCCUUCUAUUCUGCAUUUUUUAACAGUAAAACGUUUCUCCCAAGUAAGAAUUGGGCCAUUCGAUUCCUGGAAAUAUCAGUGCUGGAUACAUAUAAGCCCAUAGUAAAAUACAAGGACAAUCGCUUAAUUAACAGGGGCACCCAACGACUGUUAUCUGUAAAAUAUCUGUUCGGAGAAGUACAUGUUGAGGACAGCGAAAUAUUUCUAGAUGACCGUUACAUUCAUGUUCAAUUUUCGAAUGUUAUCAGUAAUAAAUUCCCUACUUUUUUCUGAAGUUUAAUUUUUCACAUUUUACUACCCAGCUUACACUAUUUUUCUUAGAAAAAGGAAACCUAAAAUUUUUGGAUUCUAAAAUGUUAUGGACAGAAAAAUCUGAAAAAUCCUCACUUUCGUAGAACGUUAAAUUGCACCUAAAAUUUUCGGCAAAAUAAUACUGAAGCCCUUGUAAUUUCGAAAACACUCAAGUUCCCCUAGGGUGACCGAACAGAUGCAAAUUUUAUAGCGCCGCUUAGAAUGCAUUUCUUGAUAUGAAAAGUACUCUGGACAGCCUAAAAAGUGUCUUUUUUUUCAACGUAUUUUGGAGGAAACAAUCGUUGGGUGCCCCUGAAUUAACAUCAGUUCUCAAUCACACAAUGAUCUGAAUAAAGAAAUAGCGUUAUUGGGAAUAGUUAGUAUGAUCUUUCAACUCAUUUUUAAAACCGACCCGAACAAUUAAGGCAAUCCUUUAGUUUGAAUUUUUUGUUGUGUUUUUCUAGCUCCCAAGUGGAAAAGACCUCACUAUUGUUCUUCUCGGAAAGACGGGAAAUGGCAAAAGCGCAACAGGAAACAGAAUCAUUGGAAAAAAUCACUUUGCGUCAUCCGCGAAAGGGUCAUCUGUUACCCAGCAUUGUAGCUUUGGACAUAGAUCACUUGAACGUAAUAUUUUCGUGAUAGACACCCCAGGCGUUUUAGAUACCUCUUCAGUUAAAAGCUUGAAAACUGUAAAUCUUACAAGCCAAUCGCGGUACGUGGAAAAACAAAUUUUGCUUGAACUGAAUAAAAUUUUUGCACUCGCUCCGAAAGGAUUUGACGCUAUCAUGCUAGUAGCAAGAUAUGGCACUCGAUUUACCAAGGAAGAUGGACAAGCAUUGAAGCUUCUGACCACAUUUUUGGGCAAAGAAUCUAAAGAGUACAUGAUUCUCAUUCUAACAUGGGGUGACCAGGCAAAGGUUCAUGCUGAAGAAGAGAGUAUAACCCCUGAAGAAUGUAUUUCCCAGUGGAUAGAGACAUUGCCAGAGUGGGUGCAAGAAUUUGUUAACGACAUAAAGCGUCGCGUUGUGCUUUUUGACAACAGGCUGAAGGAGGAGGAGAAUCCAGACGCAUUUAAACAGCAACUCUCUCAUCUCAUUAAGGUUGGUUUGAAGUAUUUGUGAUCAGUGGAAUAGUAUAUAACUGUUCACUUUCGGUUCACUGAUUCUUGGCUCGCAAAUCGUGCACGUUAAUAAGGGUGAAGACAGACUAGCUCUUUCUAAGACGAAACACAUUAGCUCUUUUCUAAAUGUUAACCCUAACCCUAACCACAUUUCAUUUAUUCCCCUACCCCCCAACACCACCAACCCCAUCACCACCACCUCCAUCAUCAACACUUCCAUCAUCAUCUACACUUCCAUAAUAACAACCUCCAUCAUCAAAACCUCCAUCACCAGAACCUCUAUCAUCACAACCUCCAUCAUCACAACCUCCAUCAUCACAACCUCCAUCAUCACAACCUCCAUCAUCACCACCUCCAUCAUCACCUCCUCCAUCACCACCACCUCCAUAAUCAAAACCUCUAUCGCCACCACCUCCAUCAUCACCACCGCCUCCAUCACCACCACCUCCAUCAUCACAACCUCCACCAUCACCACCUCCAUCAUCACAACCUUUAUCGCCACCACCUCCAUCUUCACAACCUCCAUCAUCACCACCUCCACCAUCACCACCUCCAUCACCACAACCUUCAUCGCCACCACCUCCAUCUUCACAACCUCCAUCAUCACCACCUCCAUCACCACAACCUCCAUCACCACCACCUCCAUAAUCAAAACCUCUAUCGCCACCACCUCCAUCAUCACAACCUCCAUAUUCCAAACCUCCAUCACCACCAACUCCAUCAUCACAACCUCCAUCACCACCACCUCCAUAAUCAAAACCUCCAUCACCACAACCUCCAUCACCACCACCUCCAUAAUCAAGCCUCCAUCACCACCAGCUCCAUCAUCACAACCUCCAUCAUCACAACCUCCAUCAUCACCACCUCCAUCAUCACAACCUCCAUCGCCACCGCCUCCAUCAUCACAACCUCCAUAAUCAAAACCUCCAUCGCCACCACCUCCAUCACCACCACCUCCAUAAUCAAAACCUCCAUCACCACAACCUCCAUCACCACCACCUCCCUCCAUAAUCAAAACCUCCAUCAUCACCACCUCCAUCGCCACCGCCUCCAUCAUCACAACCUCCAUCAUCACCACCUCCAUCACCACCACCUCCAUAAUCAAAACCUCCAUCGCCACCACCUCCAUCAUCACAACCUCCAUCACCACCACCUCCAUAAUCAAAACCUCCAUCACCACAACCUCCAUCACCACAACCUCCAUCACCACAACCUCCAUCACAACCACCUCCAUAAUCAAAACCUCUAUCACCACCAUCUCCAUCAUCACAACCUCCACUAGUGGCUUAGGAAAAUAAGAGCAGUUUUCCUUCUAAAUUUUCUAAAGCGACCAUGUCACAAAUAUUAGUUAGAAGCUAAAAGCCUAAUUUUGGUUAGAAAAAAUAAUUACUCUAGUGCAGACCUUUUCGUAGACAAUUAUUCUUGCAACCCUUUAUCACGAAUCCCACACUAUUAAGGACUUAUAUUUAUAACGGGAAUGACAGUACCUCACUAAGGCCCGGUUCAGACGCCGUACUUUUCAUGAGCCGAACCUAAUACAUUGAAUUAAGUACAUGAAAAGUUCGGCGUCUGAAUCAGUUAGGAACGCCUGUUUCAAUUUGGAACGGCUCAGCCGUUCUUUUCGCCUAGCCCGGCCGGGAAUUUCGCCUUUGGAUCGACUUUGGAACGCCUUUGAUUCAGACGCCGAACUUUUCAUGUACCGAACCAAAUGCAGAAAUUCUUAUAACGUAUUUUGUAAGCAGUUUGACCGAAAUGCGCAUUUUUCGCCUUCUGAAUUUAGUUCGGCUGGAAUUAAGAUCGGCGUCUGAAUCACUUUAGCCGGUCUAAAUAAUUUGGGUCGGUCUUAAUUCGAAUUAGGUUCGGCUCAUGAAAAGUUCGGCGUCUGAACCGGGCCUAAGGAAUCAACACGGCGGUUUGUCAAACCAAUAACUUAGUUAACCGUCUCCUAUGGUUUAAGAUCAUUUUAUCAAAGGUGAAGUCAACAGAACGAUUAUUGGCCGACCUUAGAGCUGUUCAAGAGAUUAAACCAAAAAUUCUGUUCGCCAAAAAUUCUGUUAAAGUUCAUGAGCAAUUCUGUUUAAUAUUUCUACAUUAAGCUGAAGAGCUUAAUUUAAGGUAAUUUGCUGAAUUAGAUUGUAAAGAUAACGUAUUUAAUUAUAUCAUUCCCUUCAGACCAUUGACAACAUGAGUCCGGGAAAGGGUCCGUUUAACAAUGACCUGACAAAGGCGUCUAAGGAAGUUUUUGAUGAGCACGUCAGGAACGCUUUGGACUCCAGUGGGUUUACUAUAGAGUUUGAUAAACUGCAGCAAGAGAAGGAAGAACUUGUAUCCCUGCUAAAGGACGGAACCCUCAGCGAGGAAGAAAAGAUUGAGUAUACAAACUUGCUGAAGGACGUCAACGAAAAAAUUGAUGCCAAACUUAAAGAGAGGGAAGCGAUAGAAGAUGAAAAGAGAAAAGAACAGGCGGAAGAAGAGAUCAAAGAAGCGUCGGGUGGAGCGGCAACACAGAACGUACAGGAAAAGGGCGGCUCGAUGUGCUGCAUUUUGUAACAACUAAGUAUUUGUACCAUUUCGAAGCAGUUCACGCAUUUUCUUUUCUUUAUUUACAUUCAACUACGCAAUUUGUAGGAAUUGAAGGGGCCAUAGUUAUUACAUAGCAAACUUUCUUUUUCUAAAACGGACACCCUUUUUGAUCUCUUAGAGAAAUUUCCGCUCCUAAAGAACGGUAGGGACAAUCUCUAGGUAUCGUUUUUAGAAAGUUAUUCAGUCGCCAUUGGUGCAAUCUUGCUAUUUUGCAACCUUGUUGCUGGAAUUAAGCCUCAGGAAUCCGGAAUCUCGCUACGACUGGAAUCCGGAAUCCAAGAUCCUCUGACAAAGAAUCCCGAAUCCCUCCAGGAGUCCGGGAUCCACCAAGUGGAAUCAAGACUCUCUCGGAUUGCCUUACAUGGGGCGACUUCGUAUUGUUGGCAUUUUUUAAAAACUUUAAAAAGUUGUUAACUUCCCAGUGAUCAGCAGUGCGGGCAUUAUUCAGAUGCUUUUACUUUGAUUUGCUGCCUCAGUGUUUGUCAUGAUUGGUUCAAGCUAAGAGGGCCAUGGGUGUUGUUUGCGACCUGUACAAAGGAUUCUCUUCAUUCCCUUGGUUAAGGCAGUGGAUCGCGGUGGUAAUUGCAGAAAAAAUGUAUUUUCUGUCUUGUGUAGACUGGCUCGUAAUGUUCUCACCUACUUGUAGUUUUCUAGUACGUGAACACAAUGAAUAUACGGGAACAAAAGAUUACAGUCACGGUAUUUAUAAUAUCCAGAGUCUACAAUAUUAGCACUGAUGUGUCAAAGAUCAAGGAGCACCUGUUUAUCUCCAGGAUCUAUAAGACCUUUAUAGAACUUGCCGUAGCCUUAGAUCAGGAAACAUGCAGCUUCUGAAGACACAAUCUUAUAAUUUAAAAUCGUACGGGUUCAGGGCAUUUUCUAUAUGUGCCCCUCAGCUUUGGAAUGCUCUUCCAUGGGAGCCAAGAGUGUGCGAUUCUAUAGGUAGUUUUAAGAAAGCCCUGAAGACGUUUAUUUUCAAAAGGGCUUAUCGUUGAGUAAAACUAAGACAAACCUUUUUACGAAUUUAUGUUAGAGAUUGGCCCCAAGAUUUUGAGAUUUUAUUUUAUUUUUUAAGGCAAUUUUCAAUUUUUCAUUAAUGUGACGCGCUUGUGCAUGGACUCUUAAGGAAUAAGCGCUAUAUAAAUAAAUUGUUAUUAUUAUUAUUAUUAAGGAGCAAUGAAAUAGUGAGUCAGACUUAACCCUGAAGGUAAAAACCCUUCACAGCUAAUUUCAUAGUGUGUUACAGGCAACAUUUUCUCUUUAAGUUUUUUUGGAACUGCUCCAAAAUAAAUUGCUCACCUUACUAAGUUAGUUUCCAUGCGAUUCAUGGUUAUGCAACUCAAGCUUCGUUAGAAAUUUCUUGGAAAGAAAUUGCAUUCGCAUCUAACAGUGAGCCGGUAUGUUUAGCCUAACUAUUUCACAGCUCACAAGUGCAGGUCACUGAUCUAUUCAGAAAUAACUGAGACAAAUUUUUCGCCCCCUAUAUAACUAAAUAACUAUUAUAACUAUAACUGUUUUUGAUUUUGGAUUAGGGAUAGGACUAGAUACUUUUAGUGUUGUUUAUUUACCGUAGCACUCAAACCUGCACUUGUGACCUGUGACCUGUGUUUUGUAUCUGCCGGACUUAAUGUCUUUAUGUACCAUCAAGCCAAACAAGUUUGAGAAUUUUGUAUCAAUUUUAAUAAACAAAUCUGUUUAGUUGUGCUAAAUAUGUAGAUUUGGCCAGGGCUAAAAGCGAAGC
Messenger RNA from Porites lobata, 23276 nucleotides. NCBI's taxonomy places the organism in Eukaryota, Metazoa, Cnidaria, Anthozoa, Scleractinia, Poritidae. The record is from the annotation of a GenBank genome assembly.